AUGACAAUUGCUCUCUACUAUUUCAAGUCUCUGUUCGACACAAGAAAUCCUCUUGGGCUGUUUAUGGAUGUUAUUCAGCUGGCAAUUCCAAUUAACACGCACAUUUUCAUCAUCUACCAAGCAGCCACUCUCAGGAAGUUUCACCGAAAAGUGUGGCAAUUGUUCAUGAUGGUGGAAAAAUCCCUAAAAGCGUGUGACAUUGACACAAGAAGCAAUUUGGAGAGAUUCUUCAUGAGAUAUUCUGUGAAGUGUGUGACUCUUAUCGUCAUUGCUUGUGGCACAGAAUUAACAAUAAUUGGAUUGAUUGCUGAACAUUCAGAUGGUUGGAAGUGGCAUCGAACACUUGCAUUGGCGCCUUUCUUAGGCAAUCGCCUCUGUCUACUAAUGCUGAUGCUUUACAUUGAACUCUAUCAUAUAUUUCUCACUGUGAUAGCAGAAGAAAUGGCCAAAGUGGUGAAGCUAUCGCAGGCGAACAAUCUCCAAAACCCACUGAAGCAAUUCAUUUUGUAUCACAAGUGCAAGUGUUUCAAGGAAAAUGUGAGCACUCUUUGGUACAUCAUGAAGUACAUCAAUAAAUCCUUUGGAUGGAGUAUAUUUGUCAACAUUACGAUGAACUUUAUCAUCCUCAUUGUGGACUACUAUUGGAACUUCAAAGCUCUCUAUUUGAACACAUCUGCAAGCGAAUUGGCCUCAUUGCUCUGCUCCAUUCCACUCGUGGCUGUUCUCUUGCCAUUCAUCCAAUCCUGCGACAGGUCUUUGCGGCCAAUUGAGUCGAUAAAGCAUCUCAUGGGGAAGAUAAAACUGGACACGGACAAUCAAUACCUCAAUCGCUUCAUCAAGCAAUUCUCCCUUCAAAUCCUACAAUACAAAUUUGACCUUAGCGCCUCUGGAUUUUUCUCCAUCAACUUUGGAUUGCUUCAGGGCUUUGUGAGUUCCAUGACGAUUUAUCUGGUGAUUGUUAUCCAAUUCGAACUGUCUGACCAUUACACCUACUGA
Phlebotomus argentipes is the source of this 996-nucleotide messenger RNA. Its product is annotated as gustatory receptor 23a-like. Gene Ontology annotation, cellular component: membrane; neuronal cell body; axon. Gene Ontology annotation, biological process: sensory perception of taste. The coding region runs from base 1 to 996 and encodes 331 amino acids. The transcript has 2 exons. NCBI's taxonomy places the organism in Eukaryota, Metazoa, Arthropoda, Insecta, Diptera, Psychodidae. The record is from RefSeq and is a predicted model, not a curated record.